AUGUGUGGCGAGAAAAGAGGAAAUGCAAGUAGCCGUAUAACGGAAGUGGUUCUGCCCUGAGAUAUACACGCCGAGCGCGACUGGAGGACGGAAGCAUUACAACGUCUAACAGAGAGUUGAGAAUAAUCAGGAUUAAAAGUCGCCAAUAUUUCUCGAAAUGGAUAAGAACGACCUGGUACAAAAUGCCAAGCUUGCCGAGCAGGCUGAGCGUUAUGAUGAUAUGGCAGCUGCCAUGAAAAGUGUGACAGAGCAAAGCACAGAGCUGUCAAAUGAGGAGCGCAAUCUUCUCUCUGUUGCCUACAAGAAUGUGGUCGGGGCGCGCCGCUCAUCCUGGCGCGUCAUCUCCAGCAUUGAGCAGAAGAUUGAAGGGAAUGACAAGAAGAAGCAGAUGGCUCGCGAGUAUCGGGAGAAGAUCGAAUCUGAGCUGCAGGAAAUCUGCCAUGAUGUGCUGGGGCUACUGGACAAGUACCUUAUUGUUAAUGCAGGAAGUUCUGAAGGCAAGGUGUUCUAUCUGAAAAUGAAAGGCGACUAUUAUAGAUACCUCUCGGAGGUUGCAUCCGGAGAUGCUAAGAAGGAUACCGUGGAUAAUUCCCAGCAAGCAUACCAGCAGGCUUUCGACAUUAGCAAGGGGGAUAUGCAGCCAACACACCCCAUUAGGCUUGGACUGGCCCUCAACUUCUCUGUAUUCUAUUAUGAGAUCCAGAACAACCCAGAAAAGGCCUGCAGUCUGGCAAAGACGGCAUUUGAUGAAGCCAUCGCUGAGCUUGACACUUUGAACGAGGACUCUUAUAAAGACAGCACCCUGAUCAUGCAGCUUCUAAGGGACAACUUGACUCUGUGGACAUCAGAAAACCAGGGCGACGAAGGGGAGACCGGAGAAGGGGAAAACUAAAGGAAAUAGCACUGUUAAUCCACCUACACUCUUAUCUUAAAACACAAGACAGCUUAUAUACAUCCCCCCCUCCCUCCACUCCAUCAGCCCCUCCCUCUUCUGUAUGACAAGCAGCCUGAAUUGCUCCUGACCAACUAGUUUAUCCCUCUCAGGUCACUGUGAGGUGACAGGGUCAUUUUCAGUUGUUAGUACGUUCAGUCACUUUGUAGAAACGUGUCUUGUUUUCGUUAGCUCUGUGUGUGUGUAUGCACGUUUGUGGGGAGUGAGCGAGCGAGUGAGAGUAAAAGAUAUUUUGUGUGUGUGCGCGCACCUGUGUGAGAGAAAUCUUUUGGGGGGGCCUUCCAAAUUCCUUUGUCCCGGCUAGUUUGUGGCUCAUUUUCUCUCCCCCCUUCUUUUUUGUUACUUUUAUUAUUGUGAAUCAACAUGGUAUUUACAGGCUUUAUUGUAUGGGUUUUAUUUGUAUGGUAAUUAAACUGGCAAACACUGUGAUGGUAGGUGUUCCAUUUGCUUCACAACCCAAAAAGCAGUUUGUGUUUCGACUUUUCUGGAAACGUACAAUCCUGUAUUCUACUUAUUGCAAUUCUGCUGUGGGCUCAUACAGAAAGGAGGCAGGCUGUAUUGUGACACUGACAUAUUGAGUGUAGUGCGCCUCGAACAUGUUCACAAAUUAAAGGGGCCCCUUAAAUGAUCAUGGUUCAUAUAGUUUAAGCAUUCACAUUGCAAGCCCCCCACGCCCUCCCAGAAAAGCAUUACCACGCCCACCUUUCAGAAACUUUGGUGUAGAUUGACUUUUUAGUUUGACUAACUUUUCAAGUGAUGCUCAAUGUGUCCUGUGGCUGCAGAUAAUUUUGCAAAAUCGACCAUCAACUGUAUGUAAUCCAUAAAGAAAACUCAAGUUGUUUACACAUGUAUGACCCCGCUGUAUCAAAUCUUGCUUGCAAAAAAUCCCUCUUAAAGUGGUUGUUUUCCCAACAACAAAUCUUUGUGUCUGGCCUAUGCUCUUUAUUCUAUUUUCCCAUUGGUGUUAACAAAUACGAGUUGAGAUCAGGCAACCUUAUCCAGGGUUUGCUCUGAUGGAAUGAUCACCUCCUAAAUCAUGCGAAGGUGCCAUUUCAUCUCAUUUGAAAGAAGCUCAGUGUCACAAUACUGUGUAUCACCACUACAUUCCACAUGUUGUAGUUGAAGACACCAUUCCACGUUAUUACGCUGUUUCUUCUGACAAUGCUCCAAGGAAUUGAAAUGUUUUGUUCAUUAAAAAAAAAAAGGAAAUUUCAUUAUGCUUGAUGAAAAUGCAGUUAGUGAAUGUGGAACGAAGCCUGUCUGUAUAUCUGGUAUUUACUUGCUUUGUUUUUACUGACAACAAGUCUUAUGGCUAAAAUUGCUUCUGUAACAGUCUAUUACCCAGUGCACACACGUGGUUGUGAAAAUUUAGAAUAGUUCUAAAAUGCAAUGAUGACUUGGAGAUAAACAAUGGUUGGUGUAACUCUAGCUUUGUGUUUAUGUAUCUUAAAACCAUUCUAGUUUCACUAUACAUGUAAUACAUAGGAACGUGUCAAAGACCAUUCAGUGAAAUAAAGUUUCGUUUAAGAUAAA
Messenger RNA from Hippocampus zosterae (dwarf seahorse), 2485 nucleotides. Its product is annotated as 14-3-3 protein beta/alpha-1. Gene Ontology annotation, biological process: signal transduction. The record is from RefSeq and is a predicted model, not a curated record. Lineage: Eukaryota; Metazoa; Chordata; Actinopteri; Syngnathiformes; Syngnathidae. The transcript is spliced from 6 exons. Gene Ontology annotation, cellular component: cytoplasm. The coding region runs from base 158 to 892 and encodes 244 amino acids.